Molecule: messenger RNA, 481 nt
Organism: Salvia hispanica
Lineage: Eukaryota; Viridiplantae; Streptophyta; Magnoliopsida; Lamiales; Lamiaceae
Source: RefSeq, a predicted model, not a curated record
CGAACCCAAGGGUCAGUGACUUCAGACCGAUUGCCUACUGCAACGUGGUCUACAAAGUGAUCACGAAGAUCAUCUCGAAGCGGCUCGAGCUGCUCCUUCCCAAGAUUAUUACCAGCUCAGUUGGCUUUCAUCUCGGGGAGGAGUAUCAUGGACAAUAUCUACUUUGUUGAGGAGAUCAUGAGAGGUUACACAAUCAAGAGAGGAUCACCAAGGUGCACUGUCAAGAUUGACCUCCAGAAAUCUUAUGACACAGUUGACUGGAGUGUCUUGAGGGAUGUGCUCUCAGGUCUCAACAUCCACCCUUCCUUUAUCCACUUGAUCAUGGAGUGCGUCACAUCACCUUCAUACACGAUCACGGUGAAUGGUAGCCACCAUGGCUACUUCAGAGAUUCUGGCAGACACCAUGGAAGAGUUUUCGGCGUGCUCAGGGUUUGGGAUCAACCAGGACAAGUCUAACAUGUUUAUUGCAGGCACUAUGAAA